AAUUUUACCUGCGACAACAAAAAGCCACCAAAUACGGAAGUGGUUCAUCAUUCCCGCGGAGCAGAAAGUGUUUGACGCGACAUAAAGUUGAAAGCAGGAAACCCAGCGUCCGAACUGGAACUAUAUCUACAUCCAGUUUCAGAUCCAUAUUAGAGGAAGAUGGACAAAUACAGGUUCCGACUCAGUGUACUGGCGCUCUAUUUCCUGGUCUGGUCUGGCGUUGCUCUAGACUGUGACUGGGACCAGAGCAUUGAUCCGAAUCAGGGUCUGGACCUGGCGUCUCUCGGCGUCAAAGUGCUCCAACUUGGCCGGCUGGCGGAGGUGAAGGACCCGGAGAGCUGCCGUGCGGCUUGCUGCAACGAACCGAACUGUGACCUGGCCCUGGUGGGUUACCCGCAGGACGGCGGGCCACAGUGCCUGCUGGUGAGCUGUGAGAGCCAGGGCCGGGACGUGUGCGUCCUCCAGCCCAGCUCCCAGUUCAAGGUUUACCGCAGGACGGUGAAGAGGGAAGCCCGCGGGGAGAGGCCGCACAUUGUCCCGCUCCACGGCUCCUGGGAACCACGGACCAACGAGACCAACAACAUUCGCUGUCGUCUGCCGAAGAAAGUGGGCUCAUGUCGGGCGGCGUUCCCAAAGUUUUACUAUAAUGUGAUGAACCAGAGCUGUCGCAGCUUCGUCUACGGUGGCUGUGAGGCCAACGCAAACAACUUUGACUCUCAGGAGGAGUGUGAGGCCACGUGCAGCGGAGUAACAGGUUCAGUUCUCCCUGAUGACUCGACUCCUGCUCCUCAAAUGGCUCUCUCCUUCGAUACAAAUAAGUCUGAAGACGCUGAAGGUCCAGUUGAGUCUGAACCUGCGGCUACAGAGUCUGUUCCCCCUCAGGAGACAGGAAUGUCUGCUGGUGAAUACGAUGAGCACUGCAAGGUGGAGCCUCAGGCAGGUCCCUGCAGGGCAGCGUUUCAGCACUGGUACUACAAUAGUCGGACAGGUAACUGUGAGCCAUUCAUCUACGGAGGCUGCAGAGGAAACAAGAACAACUACAUCAGCAAGGAGAACUGCAUGGCUACAUGUACAGUGUCGGUCCUGCCAUCUUCUAAGAAGUCAUCAGCUGAUGAUGUUGAAUACAAAGAUAAGUGUAUGGCGACCCCUGACCCCGGUCCCUGCCGUGCCGCCUUUCCAAAGUUCUUUUACGACCACAACACAGGCACUUGUCAGUCAUUCAUGUAUGGUGGUUGCCGUGGAAAUCAGAACAGUUACGGCACUGUGGAGGAGUGUAUGAGCCGCUGUAGCAGAGACGGCUCCUUGGACAGUCGUGGUAAAACUCGUAACUCAGCUCCAGCCCUUUUCCUCCUCAUCACCCUUGCGGCCAUCUCAGUUCUGCUCCUGGUGACGCUCGUCUUCAUCUCGCUGAGACGUCACCGUCUGUCCCGCCGUCCGUCUUCCGUCAGUGAUAAGGAGGAGCUCCUUCCAGAUCCAGACGAGCAGUCUUCUGUGGAGUCUCUGACUGUCCCAGAGAGUCCCAGACCUGACAAGGCCUGAGGAGAGACCAUGGAAUUACCUGGGCGGGCAGAGAGUCUGGAGACAGCUAUAUAUAUAUGCCUAAAUGUCACAGUAAAUUGAAUGUCUUUGGAUAAACCAAUAACAUGAAGGUGUAACUCUAAUUAUCAUGAUUGUAGUUUGACAUUUUAUUAUAUUUUAUGAAUGAAACAAUUAAAUAUUUUAUCAAACUGCCUCUUAAUAAAAUCCUAAAUGUGUAAAGAAACUAAGUUUCAAGAAACACUGGAGCCGAAGUUUCCCAUACUGCACCUGGAGAGUGCCAGAUGUGACAGGAAGUGUUUUUACUUUUAUUUUAUUCAGCCUAUGGGAUGAAAUAUGAAACAAACAGGACAAACCUUUUUGGAUUUGAUCUGAAAGGUGGAGUUAAAACUUUUUUAACAGCUGAUACGUGUAAAGAAUGUCAGAGAAAGAAAGUGACUGUUGUAUUUCUGUUUUAUAGACCUAAGGAAUGAUUAAAUGUUCACAUAAUGAAGCUGUUUUUAAAAUGUCUAUCCAGUUUGACUUUUAUUGUAAUGUGAUUCAUUAAUAAUACAAUGUGUAAUGCUGGUUUUAGAUUUGGGCUGUGAUUUGUACCCAAGUCUGAGGUUAAACUGUCUCACCUGUUGACUGUACUCACAUUUAUCAAAUAAAACUCUUCUAUCUCUAA
Molecule: messenger RNA, 2203 nt
Organism: Seriola aureovittata
Lineage: Eukaryota; Metazoa; Chordata; Actinopteri; Carangiformes; Carangidae
Gene: spint2
Product: serine peptidase inhibitor, Kunitz type, 2
Exons: 11
Coding region: 160-1539 (459 amino acids)
Molecular function (GO): serine-type endopeptidase inhibitor activity
Source: RefSeq, a predicted model, not a curated record